Entamoeba histolytica HM-1:IMSS is the source of this 633-nucleotide messenger RNA. RefSeq lists its product as uncharacterized. The record is from RefSeq and is a predicted model, not a curated record. NCBI's taxonomy places the organism in Eukaryota, Evosea, Mastigamoebida, Endamoebidae. Bases 1 to 633 code for a protein of 210 amino acids. Gene Ontology annotation, biological process: chromosome segregation. The transcript has 2 exons. Gene Ontology annotation, cellular component: Ndc80 complex.
AUGGAAGAAAGUGAGAAACACGAAAUAAUGGAAAAAGAUGAUUAUGAAUAUUUAGAAAUGAUGGAGAAAAGGGAAAAGGAAUAUCAAGGAGAGAUGGAAGAAGACAUUAAAAAGAUUGAAGGGAUAAUCAAAAGAAUCGAAAAGAAAGAACAAGAGAAGGAAGGAGGGAGAAACAAAAAAAGGGAAGUAGAAGAAGAAAGGACGAGAGAAGAAAUUAAAGAAGAAUUAGAAAGGAGAAAAGAAGUAGAGAGAGGGAUUAAAGAAAAGAUUGAAGAAGAGAAAAAACGAAUAGAAGAAGAAAUUAGAGAAUAUAGAGAAGCAAGAGAAAGAAAACGAGAAAGAAUAGAAGAAGGAGAAAGAGAAUUACAAGAGAACAAUAGUUUAUUAGGACAAUUUGGAAUUGAAGUAGAAGCAAGGAAAGAGGGAGAAAAAGAAAUAGUUAGAAUUAUAUUUGAAAAAAUGAGAAAAUACAAAAGUGGAGUUAUUGAAAUGAAAAUAGGAGGAGGAGUUAUUCGUGUAAUAACAUGUCAACCCGAAAUUAAAGAACUUGACAGGUUAUUAGACCAAUUUUAUUUACAUCAUAACUUUAUGUUAUUUCUUAUGCAAGUUCGUCAAGGACUUCAUAUUUGUUAA